Molecule: messenger RNA, 4224 nt
Organism: Alosa alosa (allis shad)
Lineage: Eukaryota; Metazoa; Chordata; Actinopteri; Clupeiformes; Clupeidae
Gene: fanci
Product: FA complementation group I
Exons: 38
Coding region: 178-4152 (1324 amino acids)
Biological process (GO): DNA repair
Molecular function (GO): DNA polymerase binding
Source: RefSeq, a predicted model, not a curated record
GAAAAGGAAAGCUGUGUUCCGUGUUCACUUGAAGUGCUGCUGCUGGCGGGAGUUUGAAGUGGGUUGGUUUACAGAAGAUACAUUGGAGAUUUGUUGCAGCACGUACGUCUCAAGUACGCACGGAUGAACCAUAAAAUCAAAGCAGUGCAAAGAAAAAUAGACCUAUAGAAAUUCAGCAUGGAUGUUGACAUUGAAAAGAUCACCAGCCUGUCGGAGAGGGACAGUACAGGCGAGCUACAGAAAUACCUAAGCUCUGUGACGGCUGAGCAGCUCACUACAUUGAUUACAAACACUGCACUUAAAGGCAAAGAUAUUGGGGCCCUCAUCAAAGCCAUCUUUAAAGGCUCUCCACCCAGUGUUGCUGAUGGGGUGUCGAGGCGGGCUCUGCUGUACCAGCACUGCAUCUCUCUGUGCGACUCAGGGGACUUGCAGACUGAGGUGGCCUCCGAUAUCAUGGGCUUGCUGAUGUUGGAGACACACAGCCUCCCUGGGCCUUCCCUGGCCCAGCUGGCUUCUCUGUAUGUAGAUUCCAUCAAGGCAGGGAUGAUGGGAAAUGGAAAGUCAUUGGAGCUUUUUCCAACCAUUUUAACCGCACUUGCAGGAACCGAGGCCCUCGCCUAUGGCAAAGGAGAACUGAGUGGGGAGGAGUAUAAGAAGCAGCUCAUCAAUACUCUCUGUUCUAGCAGGUGGGAUCCACAGUGUGUCAUACACUUGACUACCAUGUUUAGGGAUGUGCCCUUGUCUCCAGAGGAGCUGCAGUUCGUUGUAGAGAAGGUGCUUAGAAUGUUCCAGAAGAUGGAGCUCCAGGAAAUCCCCCCUCUGAUCUAUCAGCUCUUGCUGCUGUCGUCCAAGGGUUGUAAAAAACAGAUUCUGGAGGGAAUUGUACAAUAUUUUAAGCACCAGGAUGAACAGCAGAAAUCAGAGCAGAUGGAGGGGGAGAAUCUGGAUGUCGAGGUGCAAUCCAUCCCUCAGGACCAGCUGCGGCACGUGGAGGGAACGGCCAUCUUGCACAUCGUGUUUGCUGUCCGGCUUGAUUAUGAGCUCGGCAAGGAAUUCCUCAAAACCAUCAAGGCAGCUCUGGGUGAGCCGUCACGAGUGCUCUGCUCCUUCAGCAUUGCCCUGCUGCUUUCCUUGUCUCGGAUUCAGCGUCUAGAGGAACAGGUGUUUGACUUCCUAAAGGGGGCCAUUACAAAGUGCUUCAAGGAUGAGCAGAUGCAGCAGGGCUCCAAGUUCUUGCAGGAUCUGGUGGCUCCACCCUGUAGCGUGUCCAGCAUGAUCCUCGAGACUGUGAAAAACAGUGUGUUUGGUUGGGACCAUGUUACCCAGGGACUGGUGCAAUUAGGCUUCAUCCUCAUGGACUCAUUUGGGCCCAAGCCUGGGCCCUUUGGAAAGACUGCAGAAGUCCCCAGCUCCUUAGCCAGGAGCCCAACUCAACUGGCCUGUCAGCUUGGUGGCCAGGUCCUCUUGGAGGGCUUCAAGAUGCAUGAGCAAAUCAGAGGAGAGAUUCUUGAGCAGGUCCUGAAUCGGCUGGUCACAAAAACAGCAUCUCCAGUAACUCAUUUUAUCGAUCUUCUCUCCAGCAUGGUCACUUCUGCUCCCAUGAUCCUCCUGGAGUCCUCCUCCAAGGUGUUGGAGACUUUCGACCAGCUGUCUUACCUUCCACUUAGCACCGUGGAGGGGCUUCUGAAGGCUGUCCAGCCACUUCUGAAAGUUAGCAUGGCGUUGAAGGACUCCUUGAUCAUUGUGCUCAGGAAAGCCAUGUUCUCUAGUCAGCUGGAUGGGAGGAAGUCUGCUGUGAUGGGUUUCCUCUUGCUGCUGAAGAACUUCCGGGUCCUGGGCAGCAUAGCCUCCAGCCAGGCCAGCCAGGCUAUCACAUCCAGCCAGGUCCAGGCAGACGUCCACUCGCGCUACAAUGCAGCGGCCAACGAGGCCUUCUGCCUGGAGAUCCUCAGCAGCCUCCGUCGCUGUCUCAGCCAGCAGGCCGACGUGCGUAUCAUGCUGUAUGAGGGUUUCCAUGAUGUUCUGCGACGCAACUCCCAGCUGGCCAGCUCCAUCAUGCAGACCCUUCUCUCCCAUUUGAGACGCUACUAUGAGCCAGAGCAGGACUUGCUUCCUCCAAUGAAACUGGAGCCCUGUAUUAGUGCACAAGGAGACCAGGUGUUCCUCCAAGAACCUCUGGCCCACCUGCUCUCUUGCACAGUCCACUGCUUGCUCUGGCACCAGGGGCUGCAGGCAAGAAAACCUUUAAUAGAAGACGAGGAAGAGGACGACAAUGAUGAUGAAGGAGGGUUUCAGGCAGAGCUGCAGACGAUGCUGGAGAGCAUGACCAGACGCAUGGUGAAGAGCGAGCUGGAGGACUUUGAGCUGGACAAGUCAGCUGAGUUCUCCAUGGCCUCCAGUGUGGGCGUCAGGAACAGCAUCUUCGCUACGCUGCUGAUGGGCCUCUAUGAGGUUCUCAUCGAGUACAACUUCACUACCGCCAACUACAACAAGAACUGCUUUGAGGAGCUCCUGCAGCUCUUCAGCCGGUACCAGAAGCUGUGUGAGAUCGUGAAGGAGAAGGCGGGAAAGGGCAGGGCGUCCAGCAAAGCCCCACGCAGCCUGCUGUCCCUGGGCUUUAUCUCCUCACUGCUCUAUGCUCUCUUCAGGGACAGCACUCAAAGCCGAGAGGAGAGUCUGUCCGUGCUGCGGGGUAGUGCGGACUUCAUGCGCCAUGCAGUGGGUGUGGCUGUGAAUAAGAUCCAGCAGCUGGAGGAGACUGGGCACACAGACGGCCCAGAUGGACACCACGCGGACAAGACAUUCCACCACCUCUGUGACAUCACUAGUGUGCUGAUGUGGAGGUACACCAACGUCCCGCCUGCCGUGGAAGAUGCUGGGAAGAAGGCUGGCAGCCGCAGUGUGUCUGUGCUGUGCCUGGAGGGGCUCCUGAGGGUCUUCACCACCGUGCAACAGCGCCACCCACCAGACUGGCAGAGCUGCUGGGCACCAUUGAUGCUUUGGAGGAGGAGGGGCGAGCCAGGCGAGGGCCUAACUGAGAAGCUGCCUUUCUACUUGCGCCAGUUUCAGCGCUCCUUGCUGACCCAGCUGAGUGGAGGUGAGGAGGACUUCAGUAGUCGGGAGGCCCAGCUGCUGGUGGGCGUACUGGCCGCGCUCGCAUCCCGGCUAGAGCCCGGAUCCCCACAGUUGGACCAGAUGAUUACCUGGACACUUAAAAUCUGCAAGGAGACCAGCUUUGAGGACGUGGCUCUGACCAAGGGCCUGCUGUCACUGCUCUUCUCUCUGCUGGCGCUGCAGAGGAGCCCUGUGACGGAGCUCUGGGAACUCUGCCAGGACAUCCACAGCCAACUGGGAGACAUCGACCAGGAUGUUGAGCUGGAGAAACAGUCUCAUUUUAAUAUUGUCUGCAUGAAGACUGCUGCCCCAACAACACUGCUCGUGUUGGCGCAGGUGGGCCGUUUGCUGGAUGAGGUGGACUGGCUCAUUGCACUGAAGAAAAGCCAGGCAGCUGUGGACAAGAGCAAUGCAGACCUCUCUCAGGCGCCGGGGCAGCAGGAUUGUGUGCUGAAGGCGGUGACGCUACAGCUGGGCACGAUGCUGACCGCCCUGCACGAGCUGCUGCAGACAGCGCUGCCCCCUGGUGUCUGCAGCGACACACUGCUGCGCGACCUGAGCCGCACCUACGGCCUCCUCACCGCCCUGCUCAAAUACUACAUCCAGCUGUGCCAGGUUCCAUCACGCCUGGAGAAACUGGUCAAACUGUCAGGGUCUCAUCUGACUCCCCAGUGUUACUCCUUCAUCACCUAUGUGCAGAGCGGUGAGGGGAAUGGAGGAGGAGAGAAGAAAAAGAAGAAAAAAGAGGAGGAUGCUAUGAUGGCAGCUUCUGUGAAGGUCCUGCGUCAGACCAGAGCCAUUCCCAACCUCAUCUUCAGCAUCGAGCAGUACGAGAAGUUCCUUAUUCUCCUCUCCAAGAAGUCAAAGGUAAAUCUGAUGCAGUAUAUGAAACUGAGUACUUCCAGAGACUUCCGCAUCAACGCAGCAGCCCUGGACACCAUGUUGCAGGAGCAGCAGGAAGCUGACAGUCAGCAGACAAUGGUCACCCAGAGCCCUGAAGUGAGUCAGCAGCCCAGGAAGAAGAAGAGGAAGGUGUGAGGACGCUCAUGUCGUCGUCUUUACCCAUCCGCCGCACUACACCUCAGUUACAGGAGGAUCUGGUCCCGGCUC